AUUCAUUUGUUUUUUAACCAAUUUUACUAUUUUUUAUUUCUUGAUAUAUUUCGUUAAAAUAUGCAACAAAAUUAGUUGAUUAAAAUUAUUUGUUAUUUAUUAUUUAAUUAUAUAUAAAAAUUUAUUUAUUUUAACGAUGUCAUAUGUCGCAGCUAGAAAUCAAUCAAAGCCCAUCAGAAGAAAAAGUAUUUCAAGCACGUGGUUAUAAAGUAUUAGAAAAACUUGGUGAAGGAUCAUUUGCCAAGGUUUAUUUAGCUAAAUACAGACCAGAUAAUGAUUCUGAACGUGAGGUAAAACUUGCAUGUAAAAUUGUUGAUACAACAAAAGCCCCAAAAGAUUUUGUUAAAAAAUUUUUACCAAGAGAAUUAAAUAUUUUGGAACAAUUAAAACAUCCAUAUUUAAUUCAUGUACACAGUAUAUUUAAAAGACGUGCAAGAUAUUUUAUUUUCAUGAGAUUUGCUGAAAAGGGAAAUCUUCUUGAUUAUAAUUUAAAACAUGGUCCAAUAAGUGAGACACAAUCGAGAAUUUGGUUUCGUCAAUUAGCUCUAGGUUUACAGUAUCUUCAUGAACUUGAUAUUGCUCAUCGUGAUAUUAAAUGUGAAAAUGUAUUGAUAACUGAACAUUUAAAUGUCAUAAUAACAGACUUUGGAUUUUCACGUUAUGUUGUUGAUGCAAGAGGUAAAAAAAUAUUGAGUGAUACAUUUUGUGGAUCAUUGAUGUAUGCAGCACCAGAAAUACUUCGUGGUUCACCAUAUAAUCCAAAAUUAUCAGACACUUGGUCACUUGGUGUUAUACUUUAUAUAAUGCUAAAUAAAGCAAUGCCAUUUGAUGAAACAAAUUUAAAAAAACUAUAUGAAUUACAAACUAAUUGUCGAUGGAAAUUUAGAAGAAAAAUUAUUGAUACAUUAAGUGAACAAGUUAAAAAAGUUGUUACAAAUAUGUUACUUCCUGAUUGUAAUAAAAGAUGGAAAAUUGAUCAAAUUGUUCGGUGUAAUUGGAUUGCUAUGGAUCCAAGGCUUGUUAUUAUGACACAUGUUGAACAAGCUGCACUUAAUCAUGCUAUUAAUGAACGUGAAAAAAAAAAGGAUCAUACAAAUAAUAAAAAAUCAGUUUUUCAUCAUGAUGCAGCUGCUGAACAUCCAGCUAUCAGUGGAUUUGUUGAAGCUCAAGAAGUAACAAUUAUCAAAAAUCCAAGUAUCAGGCGUGAUACAGCUGAACUCAUUUCUGAUUAUUCAAAAAAUAUAACAUCAACAAUUCCUGACAUACCAAAUUAUAUAUAAAUAAAAAAAAAAAAUUUCUAAUCCAAAAUUUAUUUAUAUUUUUACUUGUUCAAGUUUUAAAAAUUAGCGCGCUUUUUUAAUAUCAACCGCCAUUUAUAAAAAUGGCGGAAAAUAUAAAAAAAAAAUAAAAAAAUUCUACUUUUCCUUCAACUUCCGUUACAUUUUAUUUAUGGUGUGUGUGUGUGUAUGUGUGUCCAGUGUUGAAAAAAGAACAAAAAAGAAGAAAAAAGGAAUAAAAAAAA
Messenger RNA from Aphidius gifuensis, 1522 nucleotides. Its product is annotated as testis-specific serine/threonine-protein kinase 1-like. Bases 144 to 1280 code for a protein of 378 amino acids. Gene Ontology annotation, biological process: protein phosphorylation; intracellular signal transduction; microtubule cytoskeleton organization. NCBI's taxonomy places the organism in Eukaryota, Metazoa, Arthropoda, Insecta, Hymenoptera, Braconidae. Gene Ontology annotation, molecular function: protein serine/threonine kinase activity; ATP binding; tau-protein kinase activity. The record is from RefSeq and is a predicted model, not a curated record. Gene Ontology annotation, cellular component: cytoplasm. The transcript is spliced from 5 exons.